AUGGGAAGACUUUCACAACCCGCCACCGCCACUGCACAAGCCGCAAUCGACGGCCGCACCAGUGGCACCUCCCCGCAGAUCCCAGGAAUUGUAUACUGCGCAGUCGACAAGAGUGGAGAGUCCAUCUUCAACCAUGCCUCAGGCACAACAGCCCUGGGCGGGUCGUCACCGAUGACACUGGAUACGGUGUUUUGGCUUGCCUCGUGCACUAAGCUCAUCACGAGCAUUGCCUGCAUGCAACUAGUCGAGCGCGGAACACUCCUCUUAGACAGCAGCGAGCUGCUCGAAUCGUUUGCACCCGAGCUGAGGGAUGUGCAGGUGCUUGAGCGUGCACCAGAAGGAAUUCAGGGGUUCCGACUGGUUCCUAAGGAAAGAAGCAUUACGCUCCGGAUGUUAUUGAACCAUACAUCUGGGUUCGGAUACGCAUUCGAGGACUUCAAGUUGCGCGACUGGUCUCGUCCCGUUGGGCUGGAUGACUUCUCCGGGCAUGCGAGCGACGUACUGCUCCGUCCUUUGGUCAAUCAACCCGGAACGAAAUUCCAGUACGGGGUUGGGGUAGACUGGGUGGGCGUUGUUAUUGAACGAGCCACGGGCAUGUCGCUGGAGAAGUACUUUGAGCGUUUCAUUUUCCGGCCGCUGGGGAUCAGCAAUAUCAAGUUUUGUCCUACGGCUGAAAUGAAAGCUGCUUUGGCUACUAUGCACCAGCGGGCGGGCGAUGGGUCACUGAGCACUAGAGAUCAUCUUUACCGAGUUCCGCUGCUGCCACGGGGUUUGGAAGAUAAAGAUCGUUUUUGCAUGGGUGGCGCUGGAUGCUUUGGCACGCCGGUCGAAUACUGCAGAGUCAUAGCGACUGUGCUAAACAACGGAACGAGUCCUCAUACAGGGACGAAGCUUCUGAAACCUGAAACAGUGAAGGAAAUGUUUACGGAUCAAAUACCGGCCAUGCCCCGAAAAUGUAACGAAUAUACACCGACAGGGAAGCCAGAAAUCGCCAAUCCUACUCCGUUGGUACCCUGCCGAGACGACCUCACUGAGGGCUGGGGCCUUUCAUCAUCGUUGAGCCACACGCAGAGUCCUACUGGAAGGGCCGCUGGGUCGGGUUCGUGGGAAGGAGUGGCCAAUAUAUUCUGGUUUGCUGAUAGGGAGAAUGGAAUCGGUGGGAUCAUUGCAUCUCAGGUUCUUCCAUAUGGAGGUGAGAGACGUUACAAUAAGAAGACACGCAGGACAAACGCUCAUUAUCUCAUUUCAGAUCUGGAGGUGGUUGGCUGCUCAGAGGCGGUUGAGAAAAUCAUAUAUGACGAUCUUGGUGGAAAGUAG
Aspergillus versicolor CBS 583.65 is the source of this 1317-nucleotide messenger RNA. RefSeq names its product serine hydrolase domain-containing protein. Lineage: Eukaryota; Fungi; Ascomycota; Eurotiomycetes; Eurotiales; Aspergillaceae. The coding region runs from base 1 to 1317 and encodes 438 amino acids. The record is from RefSeq and is a predicted model, not a curated record. The transcript has 4 exons.